This is a messenger RNA of Pseudophryne corroboree (corroboree frog), 1300 nucleotides long. It is a transcript of the gene TMEM52B, whose product is annotated as transmembrane protein 52B. Lineage: Eukaryota; Metazoa; Chordata; Amphibia; Anura; Myobatrachidae. The transcript is spliced from 5 exons. The record is from RefSeq and is a predicted model, not a curated record. The coding region runs from base 116 to 667 and encodes 183 amino acids.
UGGGCAUGCAACAUGGCUGCGCCCAUGUUUGAACUUGGAGGGAAAGACUGUUUGUAACUUGCAUGUGAGUUUUAACCAUGAAGCUACCAGAAUCACAGUGAAGAGACUUGAGACAAUGAGAUGCAGCGUGCUGCACGCAGACAGUGCAGAUGGAAUCCAGGCUUGGAACGCUGGGACAGUCUCAAGAGGCAUUUGGAAGGUUUGCCAGGGAACUUGUGAUUCAGAUUGUGAAAACUCCAAACACUGCUCCAAAACAGAGUGGAUUAACCAGUGGUACAUAUGGCUAGUGGUCACUGCAGGAGUUCUGCUUCUAAUAUUCGGGAUCACCUGUACCUGUCUACGUUGCUGGUACCUUAGACAGCAACAGUGCCCAGACAGGGGAGGGGAACAGCCCUAUGAAGUCACAGUUAUAGCCAUCGACCAUGACAGCACAAUCCAGAGCACUAUUACCUCUCUUCAGAAUGUGUUUGGCCCAGCUGCCCGCAGGAUAUUUGCUGUGUCCCACUCCCAUAGCCCACCACCCCAGCUCAGCUCUUCCGGACCAGAGACCCCUCCCUGUUAUGAAGAAGCCCUGCAUAUGAGUCGCUUCACUGUUGCCCGCAGCACUCAUAAACUGUGCCAUCUUGAUCCAGUUCCGGAGGAAAGAAAUGAAAUCCCUAUACCAUAAUGGACUGGGAUAUAGUCCAUUUGACAGCAGUCGGGAUCCUGGUGGUCAGGAUACCAACGCUGGAAUCCCGACUGCUGACAAUACCGACAGCCCAGAAUCCCACCUCACAGUUGCUGUAGCAGCUGCUCUCCCCCGGCACAGUACACGGCACACACUGCUGUGUGCUGCACUGGGAGAGAGAGGUAGCUGCCGAAGCAGUGUCCUUUCUCUCCCUGCGCGAUCGACCGCACCUGCUCCCCCUCCCCCCCAAAACCCUGUUGCCCGCCGCUGCCAUCGCCCAUUAGCACGCACCCGGUGCACCUCACCCCUGUGCAGUGUGCGUGAGCCAGCUUUGUCGCCGCACAGGACCCAUUUACAUUUUUCCUAGGGAGGGGGGCUGGCCACACCUCAUUGCUUUGGCCACGCUCCCCUCCCCUGUACCUGGGCCCGGAAUGGCUGUCGGUACCCCUGCUUUUUAAUUACACUUUCAUCUGAAUGGCUGGGAAGUGGGUAUUGUUGGUGGUAAAGGGCAGUAGGCAGAGGUUUUGCCUAGUGUGCCGGGAGACCUUGCACCAGCCCUGGGUCCUCCAUAGCCCCACUCACCUUGUAACAAGUAGGUAAGCGCUCCCAGUGAAUUGCCUGGACAUUACCAGA